AGUAGAACAACUGGAUAUCUAUGUGUCAAGUAGGCUGUACCACCACAGCUGAAAAAUAUACUGUAACCUCCGUAUCACAGACUACCCAGGAAAGUUUCAGGUAUUUUCACACACAUGUAUACACUCCUGAAGGAAGAUGCCUGCGCUGGUGGUGUUUCAACAACGAUGGAGGAUUGGGAGUGAUGAUUUUGUUAUCCCAGGAAUCAUAGAAGUAUUGGUCCGUGCAGGAUGGCUUGGAUUGGUGCUUGCCCUCUUCAUCCACCAUGAAAGUGAUACCAGCCGAUGCUCCCAUGGGAGUGAUCUUUUACGACUCUUCUUGGUGGGUGCCAUGGUACUGCUGGGUGUCACGCUGAUUGUUACAAUUAUAUUGGUCAUAUUCAGCAGCCGGGGUACUAUAAUGAACACAGAACCAAGAAAACGUGUAGCAGACCUGUUGGUCAUCAGAGUCUUAUUGGGUGUUCCAGAGAUUGCAUGGAAUGCUAUGGGUUUGGUGUGGCUAUUGAAUAAUCAAGUAUCAUGUGAGGAGGGCACUGUACUGCCUAUUCUGAUGAAAGCCCUUAUGAUUUACACUUGGGUGGCCAUAGGCCUCAUCAUCAUUGGAAUAAUGCUGUUGUUUGACUCCAUGAAACGACCCAGCAGGCAAGGGGCCAAUGAUAAUAACUACCUCAUGGAAAGCAGUCCUUUAGGGGCUCAUUAUAUUAACCUGUGGGAGAAGCGGUGUCGUUUUUUGUGCUGCUUUACAGUUCGGGAUGAAAACAGUUCUGAAGCCUUCAAGAAUGUUGCAGAUGUAUUUGCAUCACUGUUUGAGGAUAUUGACCUGGUGGCUUCUGAUGUUGCUGCAGCGCUAGUCUUAUUAAGACUGAAGAGAAAGCAAGAGGAGAGGAAAGAGGAAAACAGAAGAAAAACUAAUCUUCAUUUGCCUCUUAGCCGUUCUUCUACUGCCAGCAUAGGUGCACUAGAGAGUGAAGGGGACUUACCACAGCAACAGUGCCCACGUCCGGAAUGGAUGAAAGUUGGAACUGCAUACCACUUCAUGAAGUUUGGGCUUGAAAUGGCCUCAUAUGGAUGGCCAUGGUUCAUGUAUGGUAGGUUUUGCAGAGCCACCUGUUAUCUCUGGAAAAAUCUGCAAUGCUGCUCUUGCUUAAGACAUUCGCCUCCAUAUGUGUUGCAAGACAAUUGUUGUAUGUGCCACACAGCUGCUCUUAAGACCAUUACUGGACUAACAGAAGAAAAUAUUACUUAUAUUACUUUUCAUAAUAAGAUUUAUGAGGUUCCAUUCUUUGUUGCAAUUGAUGAUGAUACUGGAAAUGUUGUUGUUGCAAUAAGGGGGACUCUAUCUCUUCAGGAUGCCAUAACAGACCUUACUGCUCAAUGCACUCAUGUUGAAUGUGAAGGGUUACCAGAUGGUUGUUUUGCACAUAAGGGUAUGGUACACGCUGCAAAAUUUGUACUUCAGAGAUUAGAAGAAACUCGAGCUGUGGCAGAUGCUCUGUUAGCUCGUAAUGGUUAUGGUCUUGUUAUCACGGGUCACAGUUUAGGUGCUGGCAGCGCUGUAGUCCUGGCUGCCAUGAUGAGACCACAGUAUCCUGGUCUGAAGUGUUUUGCCUCACCUCCUGGUGGGUUGUGUUCCAAAGAAUUUGCGUUAGCUACUAAGAGUUUUGUGAUGUCUGUGAUUGUUGGGGAUGACUUGGUUCCAAGGUUGUCUCUGAAUUCUUUGCAUGAUCUUCGUCAUAAGAUUAUGUGCGUUCUGGAUACAUGCAAGCAGCCCAAAUAUCGAGUCUUGGCUCAAGGUUGCUGGUAUAUGUUGUUUGGUAUAUCACUAUCAUCUUUAAAUACUUCCUGCACUGUGGAGAGUCCCUCCCAGGAUCGUCCUUUGCUCGAUAACUCUUCAGGGUCCUACACUUAUGAGUCUUUAGAUGACGUCCGGUUGUGUUUUCUAAUGAAGACCGACGGUCCCAAGUUCCCAGGCAUACUGAAGUGCCAAUGUUCCUGCAGGAGAGUUUAUAUUGCAUACCUAGUGUUUCAGAGGAAGAGGGCGAUGGCAGUGCUGGACACUGGGAGUAACCAAUGGGGCGAGAUGAAGCAGUUCUCACAGAUACUCAUUUCUCCGUUCAUGUUGCGUCAUCAUUUCCCUCAAGUGGUGCUGGCUGCCCUGGAGAUGUUGCUAAACAAGCAUCUGAAUCCACCUAAUGUCUGUUGUCCUUAA
This is a messenger RNA of Macrobrachium nipponense, 2206 nucleotides long. Its product is annotated as diacylglycerol lipase-beta-like. The record is from RefSeq and is a predicted model, not a curated record. Gene Ontology annotation, cellular component: cytoplasm; plasma membrane. Gene Ontology annotation, biological process: neurogenesis; arachidonate metabolic process; diacylglycerol catabolic process. Lineage: Eukaryota; Metazoa; Arthropoda; Malacostraca; Decapoda; Palaemonidae. Gene Ontology annotation, molecular function: triacylglycerol lipase activity.